GCUGAACGUGAACACCUAACCGGAAGUUUUCUAGAAUCUAUUUAGCACCGCAGCUAACGCCAUUCUAGUGGUCAAAAAUCGAGUAUUCUGUUAACAGUUUGAUAUUUUAAAUUGUUCGACAAAAAAGAAAAAAUGAUUAAAGCAAUUUUAAUAUUUAACAACCACGGGAAACCGCGACUGAUUAGAUUCUAUCAGUAUUUCACUGAGGAAAUGCAGCAGCAGAUAAUUCGAGAGACUUUCCAUUUGGUAUCAAAGAGGGAUGACAAUGUCUGCAACUUCUUGGAGGGUGGAAGUCUAAUUGGUGGCUCAGAUUACAAACUGAUCUACAGACACUAUGCAACACUGUACUUUGUCUUCUGUGUGGACUCUUCUGAGAGCGAGCUCGGCAGUCUGGGCCUGAUACAGGUGUUUGUGGAAACGCUUGAUAAAUGCUUUGAAAAUGUUUGUGAGCUGGACCUCAUAUUUCACAUGGACAAGGUACACUACAUCUUACAGGAAGUGGUGAUGGGCGGCAUGGUUCUGGAGACGAACAUGAACGAAAUUGUCGCUCAGGUGGAGGUGCAGAACCGCAUGGAGAAGUCGGAGGGCGGUCUGUCAGCAGCCCCAGCUCGUGCAGUCUCUGCUGUGAAGAACAUGAACCUGCCAGAGAUUCCUCGAAACAUCAACAUCGGAGACAUCAAUAUCAAAGUUCCGAGCCUCUCCCCCUUCUGAGAAGUGUCCCGCCUGAGCUCUUCUGGGCUGAUGUACCGAUGACGUUUCUGUUCCUUUUCCACCAAGCUCUAUAGCCAAGACAGAGGAAACCGUUUGUAAUACAGCUCGCAUACCGUACUCCUCUGCAGCCCACUCUCACACUUAUUCCAAUCUUUUCACAUGAACAGGAGAUGAGCUGUAGAGUGAUUUUCCACUUCUGCUUUCUCAACCUGUAGACAAAGCUUACCGCGAUGAAAAUAUGAGGAAUAAUUAGGCCAUCUUCACAUAUCCAUUAUUUCUUGCGUUGUCCGAUGCUCUGCCCGUGAUUUCUGGCCGUGUCUGAAAGAAAAACGACUGCUGGUUCGCCUGCAUAUCACUUCCAAAUCUCCAACAUUCAUCACCGGUUGUUCAGCCUCAGUUUUGAAAACAUUCCCUGCUGUCUGAAGGGGUUCACUGUAAUAUGACCCUGCUGCAGUGUGCUGUAAUGACUUAAACACAUCUUUAUCUCCUGUUCCAACAGAGCGGGGAUCAGACUCCUUAGCUUAGCUUGGCUCCUGUCAUUGUUUAUUUUCCCUUCUCUCUAAUUUAUGGCAUCUCUGACAUUCUUAUGAUUUGUGAAUGAUUUAAUUCUUCUCCAGGGUGCACGCUGCACUCAGGAUACAUAGCUCUGAUUUUCUGAAUGUGUUUUUUGUACAAAGAAAGAGAGAUCCUUCUGUAGCUACGCAAAUAUGGAAAUAUUGUAAAUUUAAAAAAAGGAUCCCCACUGAGUGAGAGAUGAUUCUGAGGUUUAAGAUUUCCUUUUAAUGACGUGUUAGAAUUAGGAUCAAAUCAGAGUUAGUGUAAGGAUUAGGAUCGUUGUGGUAUUACGGUCGGGCGCUUCAGAAUGACUUGUGUCUGUAAAGUGCUCACUAAACAACACUGAGAGAGAGAGAGAGAGAGAGAUAUUUGGUACUAGUGUGUACAUAAAGAAAAUGCUGUCAUCUUGACGACGUGUCUUGGUGGUGACAUUUUGCCCUUUCUCUACUGAGUGAGAGGUUACCAGGUGGGUCAAGAUUUAGUCUGGAGUUAGGAUUUGAGUUCAGGUCAGAUUAGGUAUGUAUUUGUAAUUGUUAUGGUUAAGGGGCAACGGAAUGCUUUAUGUCUAUGAUUUUAAGUGUGUUGUUUUGACUGUGUCCUGUCUGUCUGAUAGAAUCGUCGUGAUUGACAUCCAGACCAAACCUUGUAAGUCAUUUAUUUAACCAUCAAUUCCUGUCAAACCUCCCCGCCGAGAGAUUUAAUAAAUUAAAAUCACAUA
Molecule: messenger RNA, 1984 nt
Organism: Cynoglossus semilaevis (tongue sole)
Lineage: Eukaryota; Metazoa; Chordata; Actinopteri; Pleuronectiformes; Cynoglossidae
Product: adaptor related protein complex 3 subunit sigma 2
Exons: 6
Coding region: 133-711 (192 amino acids)
Biological process (GO): Golgi to vacuole transport; intracellular protein transport
Cellular component (GO): AP-3 adaptor complex; membrane coat
Source: RefSeq, a predicted model, not a curated record